CCCACCAUGGCCAGGCGCCCACGGAGCAGCAGAGCGUGGCAUUUUGUCCUGAGUGCAGCUCGCCGAGAUGCGGAUGCCCGGGCCGUGGCUCUGGCAGGGUCCACCAACUGGGGCUACGACUCUGAUGGGCAGCACAGCGACUCAGAUUCCGACCCCGAGUAUGCAUCUCUGCCGUCAUCCAUCCCCAGCGCCGUGCCUGUGACUGGGGAGUCCUUCUGCGACUGUGACAGUCAGAGUGAGGCCUUCUGCGGCAGUCUGCACGCCGCCCACCGGGGCAGGGACUGCCGCUGCGGGGAGGAGGACGAGUGUGAGUGUGGGGGCCUGCGGCGGGUGGGCGGACCUCUGGGCUGGGGGGGAGCCUGGCGAGCCUGGGCCUCUUCUCUCACAGAUUUUGACUGGGUCUGGGAUGACCUGAAUAAGUCCUCGGCCACCCUGCUGAGCUGUGACAACCGGAAGGUCAACUUCCACAUGGAAUACAGCUGUGGCACAGCGGCCAUCCGGGGUACAAAGGAGCUGGGGGAGGGCCAGCACUUCUGGGAGAUCAAGAUGACCUCGCCCGUCUAUGGCACUGACAUGAUGGUGGGCAUCGGGACAUCGGACGUGGACCUGGACAAGUACCACCACACGUUCUGCAGCCUGCUCGGCCGGGACGAGGACAGCUGGGGCCUCUCCUACACGGGCCUCCUCCACCACAAGGGCGACAAGACGAGCUUCUCCUCCCGGUUCGGCCAGGGCUCCAUCAUUGGCGUGCACCUGGACACCUGGCAUGGGACGCUGACCUUUUUUAAGAACAGGAAGUGCAUAGGAGUGGCAGCCACCAAGCUGCAGAACAAGAGGUUCUACCCAAUGGUGUGCUCCACGGCGGCCAAGAGCAGCAUGAAGGUGAUCCGCUCCUGUGCCAGCAUCACCUCCCUGCAAUACCUGUGCUGCUACCGCCUGCGCCAGCUGCGGCCUGACUCUGGGGACACGCUCGAGGGCCUGCCCCUGCCGCCCGGCCUCAAGCAGGUGCUGCACCACAAGCUGGGCUGGGUCCUGAGCAUGAGCUGCGGCCACCGCAAGCCCCCCACACCCUCGCCCGUGGCCAAUCCCAGCAGCCCUGAGACCCGGCGCUGCCAGAGGAAGCGCUGCCGAAGGACCUAGCUUGUUUCCCAGUGAAAACUGCCUUCUACAGCUGGGAUGGCGUUUUCUCUGUUUCUCCCUUUGGACCACCCCCAGGGCAACAGGACAGGGAGGACUGAACCAAGGUUUGUCUCGGCUGCCCCCCUGCCACCCGAGGCUGGGAGAGGCCUUGCUACAGGGGCUCCGGGGCCAUUAUCCCUGUGAUCCGGAGACCCGGACUUCCUAGCCUGUCUGCUUCCUGUGCCGGGUGUGGGAGCAGCCACUUUCCUUCUCAGAGUCUCUGGGGAGCUGCUGCCCCAGCAUGUCUGGACUCAGGCUGCAGGCCUGGGAGGCUGGUCUGCUGCCUGUGAGGAGGACGGCUUCGUGAGAGGUCGGCUCUUCCUGCUGUCGCCGCCGGCCUUGGGUUUUUCUUAACUUGCUUUGCAUGUUGUCAGCUGCUGUUCCUCUCGUCUGAGGCUGAAAACGACCGUAAUAAACUUAGAGUUUAUGUCUGA
This is a messenger RNA of Orcinus orca (killer whale), 1613 nucleotides long. It is a transcript of the gene SPSB3, whose product is annotated as splA/ryanodine receptor domain and SOCS box containing 3. Gene Ontology annotation, cellular component: SCF ubiquitin ligase complex. Gene Ontology annotation, biological process: proteasome-mediated ubiquitin-dependent protein catabolic process. The coding region runs from base 7 to 1140 and encodes 377 amino acids. The record is from RefSeq and is a predicted model, not a curated record. Lineage: Eukaryota; Metazoa; Chordata; Mammalia; Artiodactyla; Delphinidae. Gene Ontology annotation, molecular function: protein binding. The transcript has 5 exons.